Sphaeroforma arctica JP610 is the source of this 690-nucleotide messenger RNA. RefSeq lists its product as hypothetical. NCBI's taxonomy places the organism in Eukaryota, Ichthyosporea, Ichthyophonida. The record is from RefSeq and is a predicted model, not a curated record. The coding region runs from base 1 to 690 and encodes 229 amino acids. Gene Ontology annotation, cellular component: membrane; endoplasmic reticulum. The transcript has 2 exons. Gene Ontology annotation, molecular function: long-chain fatty acid-CoA ligase activity.
AUGGUGGGCUAUGGCUUGACCGAGACAACAGCAGGUGCUACUCUCACCCAUAACAACGAUAUGAAACUCGGUCAUGUGGGAUCACCGAUGGCCUCCAAUGAAGUGAAGCUUGUCAGCAUUCCCGAGAUGAGCUACAUGACUACUGAUGAGCGUCAUCGUGGUGAAGUGUGCGUCAGGGGUACCAACGUGUUUAGUUCGUACUUGAAAAAUCCCGAGAAAGAUAUCGAUGAGGAGGGCUGGUUCCACACUGGUGAUAAGUCUAUAUUCAAGCUGUCCCAGGGCGAGUAUUUGGCCGCUGAGAACCUCGAGGCCAUGUACGGCAAGUGCGACCAUAUUGCACAGGUGUUUGUAACCGGUGACUCAUUCCACGCAUACCCUGUGGCCGUGGUUGUACCCGAUGCCGAGAUGAUUGUUGCUUGGGCUAAGGAAAACAACCUUUCUGGCGAUGCUAGGAGUAUUGCUCGACCAGCCGAGUUGAAGGCCAUGCUGGCUGCGGAGGUACUUGACAUGCACAAGGAAUGUAAGCUUAAAGGUUUCAAAAAGCUUCGAGACUUCAUCGUAGAGCCAGAGGCUUUCAGUAUUGACAAUGAACUGCUUACACCCACCUUCAAGCUGAAGCGCGUGAACGCAACCAAAAAGUACCAGGAUCAAAUCACUGAGUUAUACGAUGACAUCGAGAGCCGUCAAUAG